Messenger RNA from Menidia menidia (Atlantic silverside), 2219 nucleotides. NCBI's taxonomy places the organism in Eukaryota, Metazoa, Chordata, Actinopteri, Atheriniformes, Atherinopsidae. The record is from the annotation of a GenBank genome assembly.
ACCAGGACCCGUAUAGCAGUACCCGGGGAUCGUCCCUCCUGCUGCCUUUUUACGCCCGAGGGGGGUCCCUCCAGUUUUUUGUUUUGUUUUGUUUGUUUGUUUUGUUUUGUUUUUUUUUGCCUGAAAGCACACACACACACACACACACACACCCUCCACGGAGCCAAGACGUUGUUCCGCGUAGAGCCGGGGGUCCCCAGUCCGAGCAGCGCAGCCCGCGGGGGAAGGUCGGCGGCUCUCGCCGGCAUGAUGGUCCACUGCGCCGGGUGCGAGCGGCCCAUCCUGGACCGCUUCCUGCUCAACGUGCUGGACAGAGCCUGGCACGCCAAGUGCGUCCAGUGCUGCGAGUGCAGCUGCAACCUGACCGAGAAGUGCUUCUCCCGGGACGGGAAGCUCUAUUGCAAAAUGGACUUUUUCAGGCGAUUUGGCACAAAGUGCGCGGGCUGCCUGCAGGGGAUCUCCCCAAACGACCUGGUCCGCAAAGCCCGCAGCAAAGUGUUCCAUCUGAACUGCUUCACCUGCAUGGUGUGUAACAAGCAGCUGUCCACGGGAGAGGAGCUCUACGUGAUAGACGAAAACAAGUUCGUGUGCAAAGAAGAUUAUAUGAGCUCCGGAGCCAUUAAGGAAGUCAACCUCAACUCAGUGUCGUCGUGCACAGACAGGAGUUUAUCUCCGGAUCUGCCGGACCCCAUACAGGACGACAUAAAGGAGACGGACAAUUCCACGUCCUCAGAUAAGGAAACGAACAAUAUUGAGAACGAGGAGCAGAACUCUGGGGCCAAAAGGCGGGGGCCCCGGACCACCAUCAAGGCCAAGCAGCUGGAAACGUUAAAGGCUGCGUUCGUGGCCACGCCGAAGCCCACCCGGCACAUCCGAGAACAGCUGGCCCAGGAAACGGGACUAAACAUGCGAGUCAUCCAGGUCUGGUUCCAGAACCGGAGGUCUAAGGAGCGGCGGAUGAAGCAGCUGAGCGCGCUGGGGGCCCGCCGCCACGCCUUCUUCCGGGGCCCCCGGAGGAUGAGGCCCCUGGGGGGCCGGCUGGAGGACGCCGACAUCUUAGGACCCGGAGCCUACGGCUACUACGGAGAGUACCAAGGUGACUAUUACGGACCGGGGAGCAACUACGACUUCUUCCCCCACGGACCCCCGUCCUCUCAGGCCCAGUCCCCGGCCGAGUCCCCGUACAUCCUGGGCUCGGGGCCCGGACCCAUGGAGGGGCCCGGACACCACCCGUCAGACGACCAAAGGUUCACGGACAUGAUCUCCCACCCGGAAACCCCAAGUCCUGAGCCAGGCCUGCCCAGCUCCCUCCAGCCGGUCCCGGGGGACGCGUACGGGGGAGGGCCCAGCCCCCCUUUCUCGUUGGCCAGCAACUCCAGCUACAGCGCUCCCAUGUCCCACCAGGGCCCGGAGAUGGGGGAGGCCACCGCCUGGUAAAAGGACAAAAAAAAAAAAACACACAGGGACCCCUUCAUGGGCUAGAAGACAACAAAAAUAAAUCAGGAGAAAAAAAUAAAAAAAAAAAAAACUAAACAAAAAGGACAACAACAAAAAAAACAUUGCGAGAGGGGGGGAAAAUAUAGCUAAAAUUUCUACAGAGAACUUUUUAAAAUCACCGACUGCUUUUCACUAUUGAGAAACUGAUAGAUGCAGGAUGGAGAGCGGGGGAAAGCGUCUCCCCUCCUGGAUUACUGGACCUGAGACGGAAAAAAAAAGAAAUAAGGAACACAAUUAAGAAAAAAAAAAUUGAUUUCAUCCAGCAAAAUGCUUCUCGCCUUGCCCUUGAUGUUAACAAAGGUAUCUUCUAAAGCUCUAAGAACACGUUAGCGAGAAAACGCCAAAGGGGACACGUCUCGUUUUCCUCGUUUUUCACCACGUUGGCUUCAAAGCAAUAUUAGUUAUCGCUCUGUCGCCCGUCACCGCCGAGGUUUUGGGGCUCUAAUGCUUUAAUAUUCAUGUAUUCCGUUGCUGUGUACGUUUUAAUCUCAUUUUAAACAUUGUCUCAUUUGGACAAUGUGUCAAAUCAAAGGCUGCUGCUUGACAGGCGCGCACCGACUUCCCUCUGCACACACUCCAAGAUCCCUCCGUGCACAAAGAGAGUUCUUGAUCCUCGCUUGAAAGAAGGAUGUCUAUACCAUUAUUCUAAAGCAGAACACAAUUAUACCGACGUUUGUGCCCUCCCACACACACACACACGCACACACAGACACACACACACA